This is a messenger RNA of Leptosia nina, 222 nucleotides long. NCBI's taxonomy places the organism in Eukaryota, Metazoa, Arthropoda, Insecta, Lepidoptera, Pieridae. The record is from the annotation of a GenBank genome assembly.
AUGGGCGCACCGCAGACCCCUAAACCAAUUGAUGAUGAGUUCGCCCCGCGAGUGGAGGUAGUCGAUGAGCUUCGGGAGACGCAAGACCGCAAGCUGGAGCGUCGUCGUGCGGGCGGACAGGCCGGUCCAAGGCGACGUGGCCUCGACAGCGACCUCGAGACCGAGCGCCGAAGACCGCGCCGAAGACCGAAGAGGUUAGUUCCCACUCUUCUCCGACACUAG